AGAUAUUACUGAUCCAUGGAGCGGAACAGAUGUUCCACAAACGAGUAAUAAUAAAUGUGAAAACUUUUUCGAAGAUUCUUUUGUAGUUAAUCAGUCACAACAUAUCAGGUUAGCUGAUUCAGAAGAAUAUUUGGAAAAACUUUAUUCCAGACUUAGAAUUCUUCAAAAAGGUACAUCAAAAAAAGAUCUUAUAACAUCUUUAUAUGUGGCAAAAGAAGAUUCUAUUGCACGAUUAAUAACUUCUGGAUGUAAACUUGAAACAGAAGAAGAUACUGAACUUGUUUCAAAUCCUUUAAUAAGACAUAUAGCACCUCAUUUACAGGCAUUAACUGCUAGUGAAUUAGUUCAUCUUUUGAAAGCAGAUAUUCUUCAAAUUAUUAAUGAGUCUGAACAACAAGAAGAAAUUGACUAAAAAAUAAAUAAAUUAUAAAUUAUCUAUUUAAAGAAUAAAUAUCUAUUUAAAUAACAAUUAAAAUUUAAAAAAAAAUAUGUCAGUUAAAAUAUUAUCUGGAAAAGUAUUUUUAGUAAUAACUGGUGCAAGUCGUGGAAUUGGAAGACAACUUGCAAUUUCAUUUGGUUCAAUUUUAGAAAAAGGUUCACAUAUUCUUCUAUUAGCAACAAAUCUGAAUGCUUUAAAAGAAACAGCAAAAAAUAUUCCACCAAGUAUAUUUGUUGAUACUGUUAGUAUUGAUUUAGCUAAAGCAACAAAAGAUAAAUUGUAUGAUAUUAUUAUACAAUCUUUAAAAAAUGAGAUUUUGGAUCAGUUUGAUCAUGUAGUUGUAAUACACAAUGUUGGUUCAAUAGGAAAUAUUAAUCAAUAUGCAAAUGAUUUAACAGAAUUAAAUGUUUGGCAUGAUUAUUAUGAUUUAAAUGUGUUUAUUCCUGCUAUAUUAAAUGGAGUUAUUAUGAAAAUAUUUAAUAAAAAUACAAAUACUAAAAAGCUAGUUAUAAAUAUUACAUCAUUGCUUGGUAUAAAACCAGAAAAAUCAAUGGCCUAUUAUUGUAGUGGAAAAGCAGCCAGAGAAAUGUUUUUUAAAGUAUUUGCAUUAGAAAAUCCACAAGUGAAUGUAUUAAAUUAUUCACCAGGACCAGUUGAAACUGAUAUGUAUCAUGAAGUUUGCACUAAAAUAGCUGAUGAAGAAGUUAAAACACAGUUUAAUGAUUUGUUAACAAAAAAAACGAUUUUAACUUGUGAAAAAACAGUUAACCGUCUUUUAACGAUUCUUGAAGAACAAAAAUAUAAAUCUGGUGAUCAUGUUGAUUAUUAUGAUGAAUUAUAAAUUAUAUAGAUUUAUCAAGAUAGAAAUUAUUUACAUUUUAUUAUCUUUUAUGAAUUUCACAAAGAAAUAAAUUUCUAAUCAAAUUUAAGUAGAAUUAAUUACAAUUGAUUAUAUUUUAUUGACUAUUAUUGUUAUAUUAUAAAAACGAAACAAUAUAAGUUCUUAAAUAUUUACAUUAUAACAUAUUAAAUUCUUUCAUAAUAAUAUAAUACAAUAUAAUACAUAUAUGUUCAUUUUAAUUUUCUUUUAAAAUAAAUAUUUAUCAAAGUUUA
Apis mellifera (honey bee) is the source of this 1552-nucleotide messenger RNA. It is a transcript of the gene Sptr, whose product is annotated as sepiapterin reductase. The transcript is spliced from 5 exons. Lineage: Eukaryota; Metazoa; Arthropoda; Insecta; Hymenoptera; Apidae. Gene Ontology annotation, molecular function: sepiapterin reductase (NADP+) activity. The record is from RefSeq and is a predicted model, not a curated record. Gene Ontology annotation, biological process: tetrahydrobiopterin biosynthetic process. Bases 489 to 1280 code for a protein of 263 amino acids.